Paramecium octaurelia is the source of this 228-nucleotide messenger RNA. NCBI's taxonomy places the organism in Eukaryota, Ciliophora, Oligohymenophorea, Peniculida, Parameciidae. The record is from the annotation of a GenBank genome assembly.
AUGAGCAAAAUCGAAUUGUGGAAUUUGAAUCUCUAUAUGCAAAGCAUAUGUUAAUAAAAUUUGUAUUACAACUAUCCACUUCCUUUCUUAUGAUUAAUUGUAGUAAUGCAUUAUUAUUGUAAAGGUUACCAAUCCAAGCAUUAUUACACUCUUAUAAGUGAACGAAUUUACGAUCGAUUAUAUUAGUUAGCCCAUUAGCAGUAAAGAAUUAAUAAAUAAGGCGUGUGA